UUGAGGACAAGUGAACUUGAAGUUUGAUUUUCUAGGCCUAUGCCAAGUCCAAAUGGCCGCAAUGUUGUCUGGGAAAUAAUGUUUACAUGAAGCAUCUUGGUUGUAUUGGGAAAAUAAAUCAGAGAUGGAGUCGGAUGCGAGAUCUGACAGAUCUCCAAUGCAGGCAAACAUAAGACGAGUGUUUGUGCAAAGGGAUUUCACACAAGGCACUGCUGUUAGAUUCCAAGUCAAAUAUCCAUUAGAAUUGGAAGGAAAGCUUCCCCAGUCAUACUUUGAAGAAACCUUAAAGAAAGUCAAUAGCAUUUUUGAUAAUGCUGAAAAGAUUGGUCUAAGAACCUACACUCAAGGAUGUUUCGCUUGCGUUACUGCAUAUCUUGUUUAUGCAUGCUGUAACACCCAUUAUGAUAAAUGCAUGAAAAAACUGGCUGCAUACAUCAAUGAACAAAAUGAAAGUGUUUAUGUUCCGAGAGGUCUAAUGCUUGUCAAUCCAAUGGAGAGGGGUCUUCGUGUUAUAGAAAUUUGUGUACAAAUGUAAAUAAAAAAUUUACAGCCAAGGACUGGAUGGCUGUGGCUUUGGAUUGAUUUUCUACCUUGGGAAAAAGUGAACGAAGACAUUCCAACAGAUGUUAAGAUUGCUGCUUUGUACCUAUUUGAUGUAUAGUAUCAAUCCAAGAUAGGUUGCCAAAGGACACUUUUUAGUUUAAUGAACCACAAUGUGUCAUUGAAUUAACUUAUUUCUAGUGCAUAUUCAAAGCUAGGGAACUCCAAAGCCAUGUUUGCAAAAUCUUAUAAUUUAUGCUAGUGUGUUCUUUGGCACACAUCAACAAUUAUUAGCAUUUGCAAUUAUAUCUCAUGCAACAACUGGCUUUAAACAUUUUUGCCGUAUACUUAACUUUGUCUGAGUCUUUGCUUAACUCUAUCUCUGUAAUUUGAAUUGCUAUUUUUCUUUCUAUAGCUUGCAAUAAAUCAAAUAGGUAUUACUUCAUAAGGUGAAUAUUUGUAAUCCAUUGCUCUACGCUAUUCCUACCCGUAGCUUUUUUCAAAGGGAUACCAGCUUGGUGGUCGUGCCUUUGUUUAUAAAAAGAAGUGGUAAAUAGUCUGUUAUCUUAAACAAUGGGCGAUCACUGGGGCUUGAGUGGAAAUUGCCCCCUCCCCCUAGUAAAUAUGACAAAAAUUGCCUUGGAUACCUGACAAAAGCCCUUUCUUUGGUCCACCUGGAAGGUUUAUGAAAGAGAUCCACCUGAGACCUGUUGUGGUAGUUGGCAGGGCGCUAGCUUUUGUGGAAAUUUUCUUUAGCUGUGAGAUGUUGAAAUCUAUCAAGGAAUUUUGGAGAAAUUGGAACUUUUGAGGAAAUAUUUAGGAAAUUUCAGGGAAAGAUGAUUUAAAAUCAGAACAAGCCAUUUUAUGAUUUCAAACUAUGAGAUUUAUUAUAAUCUGUAUCAUUUGAUCAUCAAUCUAACAUGACUUGAAUACAAAUAUAAUAUGCUUAGUCGGAACAAAUUUUAGCCAGUUUUGUCUGCAAAGCUUUGUUGGUCUCUGGAUCAGUCGCAUCAAACGUACAAAUUCUUGAUCAAGCUUUGCAAUCCGAUGGCUUUCAUUACUUCGUGGAUGUACAUCAUGCCCAUCUGUGUCGCCGUCCUCCAGCUGUAUAAAAAGGCAACGAGAAAGCAAGCAUGUUUUGUUUCAUUGCUUCAUUUGUUUCAUAGUCGUGGCCCAAAUCCUCCACUAGGUCCAGCUUUUUAUUGGAAUGGACCAACUUUCUAAAUUCAUGCCAGCAACGAGAGGAAAAUCCUACCGUUAUCAAGAAUUACGAACGGCUCUCCUUGUCUCUCCAUCAUUAUGACGUUGGGACAUUUUGAGGCUUUUACAUCCACAUCUGCUUCAAAUUGCGCCUCUAUUAAUUGUACCUUAAUUUCACAAUGACAGACCCAAAGAAUUUUGCAAUUUCAGUAGAUUUUUUCUUGUAGUUAUUUGUUAGCUUUCAAUUAAUUAUAUUAAUUAGAAUAGAUUUGCAUGCAAUUGUAUAUUAUAUUGUCUUUUUAAUACUUUAUUUGAUGUUCUUACAACGAGUAAAGUAUUAUUUCGGUUUUAA
Molecule: messenger RNA, 2092 nt
Organism: Rhopilema esculentum
Lineage: Eukaryota; Metazoa; Cnidaria; Scyphozoa; Rhizostomeae; Rhizostomatidae
Product: golgin subfamily A member 7
Biological process (GO): protein targeting to membrane; peptidyl-L-cysteine S-palmitoylation
Cellular component (GO): palmitoyltransferase complex
Source: RefSeq, a predicted model, not a curated record